AAUGGGGCCCUGCCUCUGUGCGCGUUCGCGACGCCCCAGGUUUUGGAGAUUUCGGUGCCGUCUCCGCGCUCCCGAUGGCAGAGAGGAGAGUUUAGGAUUGUGUGCGUCCCGAGAGGAAACCGACGAAAAGCACAAAAUGUUGAGAUGAGCACCCGCCCGUGAUCGAGCUCGGAGAAUCAUCCGGCCCUGAUUGGACUUUUUUUUUUUCUUCCUCUUGACGAGUUGCUGGUGGUGGGAGCCGGAGUCGCCAUGGAGACGGUGGUGAUCGUAGCCAUUGGGGUGUUGACCACCAUUUUCCUGGCCUCCUUCAUUGCCCUGGUGGUGGUGUGCAGACACCGCUACUGCCACCCUCACGACCUGCUGCACCACUUCGACACCAAACAGCAAGGCUUCACUCGCUUCUGCUUCAACCUGUUUCUCAGACCGACGGUCGAUCUGAUCGGAGCCAUGGAGACUCAGAGCGAACUGUCGGAGCUGGAGCUGGACGACGUGGUCAUCACCAACCCUCACAUCGAGGCCAUCCUGGACAACGAGGACUGGAUUGAAGACGCCUCUGGUCUGGUCUCUCACUGCAUCUCCAUCCUGAAGAUCUGCCACACCUUGACUGAGAAGCUGGUUGCCAUGACAAUGGGCUCAGGGGCAAAGGUCAAAGCGCCAGCGAGUCUGAGUGACAUUAUCACCGUGGCAAAACGCAUCAGCCCGAGGGUGGACGACGUUGUCAGAUCCAUGUACCCUCCUUUGGAUCCAAUUCUCCUGGACGCCAGGGCCACCGCUCUGCUCCUCUCAGUCAGCCACCUGGUGCUGGUCACCCGCAACGCCUGUCACAUGUCUGGCAGUAUGGACUGGAUCGACCAGUCGCUCCACGCCGCAGAAGAUCACAUGGUGGUUUUGCGCGAGGCGGCGCUGGCCUCUGAACCGGAUCGAGGCAUGCUCGGAGCUGACGCACAGAGAGAGCAGGCCAUUUAGAGCGAGCACAGACACUGACAGAAGUAGAACAGCAGCAGACCGUCACGAACACGGCUCCGUUUUUUUAGCCAUGAGCUCAGUUGAUACUUAACAGUCACAUAGACGGUGUUGAAAAGGCACAUUACCCAAAGUUAAUAAGGACUUCUGACUUCAGACUCGCCCGUGGACCCAACAAUUGUAUUUUUGCUGCGAGGCGUGCUGGAGCUCACCUUCCACCACAGCUACAUAGGGAUUUCUGGAAAGUAAACGUCACACACUCCCACAUACAGGCUUUUUUUUUUGUAUGUAACCCUACAGCAGAUGUUUUUCAGAGUUGCUCUGUUAAAGAUGUAAGCUGCCUGCAAGUGAAAGGCCUUUGGAAAUUUCUUCUUGAGUGCGCCAUCACCCAGCGGGAGGCCUAAAUCCAAUCUCUGCAGCACUGCACAGUCACAUGGAGGCUUAGUCAGCUAAUCCAUUCUGAGGAAAAUAACACCCUGUUAGCUUGUGAGCUCCAACUCAGUGGACCAACGGAACACUAACCUGACUCAUGUAGAAUCUGAGGGGUCAGCGUGACUCGAGGACGCUCUAAAAUGUCCCUGAUGCACUUAAAUCACCCGUCUGUGUUGCAUUCAGCUGCAGAGACCAAAAUCUAUAGUUUUAGCAUCAGUAAAAGUUUGUUCUUGUUGAAUAAUGCCCUUUGUCCAUUUGGACGGUUUUAGGAUUAAUUGGCCCACUUGAAAGUCAUCAGCCAUAGCAGCACUUUAAUCCAGAAUAGAAUAUCUCAACUUGUACUGGACGGAUUGGCACAAAGUUCUGGGCAGAUGUUCAUAGUUCCAGGAAGAUGAACCCUUAUGACUUUGCUGACACCUUGACUUUUCCUCUAGCAAUACCAACAACUUGUUCUGCAAUGUUUAAAAACUGACUGGCACAAAAAUCUGGACAAAUGUACACGUUCCCCUGAGGAUAAUAUAACUUUUUGUUCAAUUAACUUUUCAUCUAGCGCCAUCAUCGGGCCAAAACUGUGAUUUGUUCCAUACCUUUGUUGCAUUAUGACUGUAGCAUACACUGUAAAGAUGGACGAUGCUUUCUCUCAAUAUCCUGAAAUGAAGCAAAGAUAUCCUGGAUACGAAUGCUGCCAUCUUGUGCUAAUGACGCCAUCUGCACAAUAGCGAUCAGGGAAUGGAGCCACAGAAUCCAGAGUCCCGCCCCGACCAAUCAAAUCACGAUUUACUGCAUCAAAUAACUAAUUAAAACCAAACAAACUAAAAGAAUGAACACUUGAACAAACUUCAGUGUGAUAAGAACGACCUAAAAUGACAGAAAAAUUAGUUUGAAGUUUGAUGUGACUUUUAGUUUGUGACUUUUAGUUCUGUCCAUGUCCCAUCCACUAACAUGGAGGAGGCCAGGGUUAUGACCUAUACUGCAGCCAGCCACCAGGGGACCACUGAGAUGUUUCGGCUUCAGCAAAACCUCCAAAAGUCAGUAAACAAAAAAAGAAACACUUGCUCUUUAAUUCAGUCCCCAAAAUGUUUGUUAAAUGAAACUUUGAUAUUAAAAUCAAAUGUAUCCGCUGUUUCAAUUGACAUGUGAAAUAGGGAUAAGAAAAAUACACAGAUAUCAAAGCAGACCUGGAGAUUUUAGGGAAAACAAUCGUGCUACAGGUCAAUUCCACCCCCCCCCCCCUAAAAAUGUUGCGUUUGACUUCGUACAGUACGUCUUUGUGCUUCGUCGCGUUUGAACAGUGUGUUGAUCCAGGUGAGGCAGAAUUAGCAUGUUGUUUUGGGCCAGGGUGAUGUUAUUGGAGCAUGUCUACCUGUUCCCUCAUGCAUUACUAAUAGCCAAUCCCCAAGGAGCCCUAAUAAGGCUUUAGCCACAGCCACUGUGAACACAUGGGCUCAGGGCUGCGACACACAUAGCACAAACCUUUUCACACAAACGUCUGGCAGACAAGUGAACACACAUCAGCACGUCAUAUGGCACAACCGUUAAAUACACUUCAUCGAUCGGGGGGGUCAAACACGUUGCGUAAGGAUUGUGGUGACUAUCGUUAAGUGGGGAAGAAAAGCAGCUCGUCUGUUAAUCAAAAUCGAACUGAACAUGCAGAGAUGUUUCGAUGGAAAGACAUCGAUCGUGGAGGAAGCAUUUAGAAAGUGGUUAACCUUUUAUUUUUUUCUCCUUGUUUACAUUGUGUAAUAGCACUGAUAUUUUUUGUAAGCACUCCUUUAUUUUCUCAUCCUUAUUUCCACAGUUUGUUACUGAUGCCCACACAGCCUUUUUCUUUUUAUCUUUCAUCGAUUUGUACAGAUAAAAUGAAGUUUCAUAGGAGAUUUUGUUUUGUUUUUGGUUUUUUUUUUGCUCUGGACAAAAGCUACAGAGAAAUCCAUGUCCGAUAAAAAGUCCACACACACCAUACUAAUUUUUGACAUAAAUAAAGGUGAAUUUUUUUCUUCUUUUUA
Messenger RNA from Hippoglossus stenolepis (Pacific halibut), 3401 nucleotides. RefSeq names its product transmembrane protein 98 (gene tmem98). Bases 250 to 966 code for a protein of 238 amino acids. Gene Ontology annotation, cellular component: endoplasmic reticulum. The transcript is spliced from 7 exons. NCBI's taxonomy places the organism in Eukaryota, Metazoa, Chordata, Actinopteri, Pleuronectiformes, Pleuronectidae. The record is from RefSeq and is a predicted model, not a curated record.